This is a messenger RNA of Rotaria sp. Silwood2, 1407 nucleotides long. The record is from the annotation of a GenBank genome assembly. NCBI's taxonomy places the organism in Eukaryota, Metazoa, Rotifera, Eurotatoria, Philodinida, Philodinidae.
AUGGAUCGAUCAGAUUCGUUGACCAUUGAAAAAAACAUAACUUCGUUAGUUCUACCGUCACCACCGACAGGUAAUGCACGUCGAAUUGAACUUGCUGGUAUUGAUCUAUGGCUGGACGCUCGAAUCGACAGCAUUUUUGUGUAUCCAUCUACAUUGAAUCUCGAUCGAUUUAAAGAAGCACUCAGUCGUACUCUCUCUCGGUGGCCUCUUGUUGCUGGCCAUCUUCUACUACUGGACGAUAAUCGGUAUUUUAUUGAAAUGGCCGAUCAUGCGAUUCCGGUUUUCAUUGUUGACAAUCAUGACUUACCUCAAUGGCCAUUCGAUUCGACUGUAGUAGUCGAGAAAGGUUCUUCGCUAUUACAACCCUAUUUCAGUUUUGUACAAACUCGAAAAUUACUAAAUUGUUCGCCAUAUGAGCCUCUAGUGCAAAUGAAAAUUACACACAUCAUCCAGAGUAACCAAUGGGUUCUUGGUAUCAGUUGGGCGCAUAUUUUGGGCGAUGCCAUUUCAUGUCUACAAUUCCUCAAUACAUUUUCACGUCUCUAUCAACAUUUGGAACCGUGUAAACCAGAUCCAAUAUUCGAGCGACAUUUGUGGCAAGAGAAAGACGUUGUUUCUUCAUUCUUGCCCAUGAUGAAUCUACUGGAAGAUGCCUUACUACCAGAACAACAAACAAGCAGCAAUUUUAUUGACUACUUAGAAAACUAUGCUCAAAUUAAUCUGCGUUUCUCCGGUACACAACUCGUACAACUGCACAAAAUCGUUGGUGAAACGAGUGUCACUAUUCACGAUGCACUUACAGCCUACAUCAUUGUUUUAUUGAAUGCUUUCUGUUUGGAUAGUGAUGAUAAACGCAUCAAACAUACGAGUAUCAUAGUGAAUUAUCGGGGUACCUCCGAAUCGAUUGCACCGUUGGGUCAGGUAGCCAAUGCGAUUUUUCGUAUGUUAUCGGAAGAUUUUGAUGAUCCACGAUCGUUAUCGAACGUGGCUUUGACAAUUCGUCGUUCAAUCCAUCGAUCACGUGAAAUAGACUUUCUGGAGUCUUAUUUGGCUACGGCGGAUUGUUUAAUGAGACGAAACACUCGGGAAAAACGUCAAUAUCGUAUGACUCGUUAUGCGAAUGAGAUCGUUGUCAAUUCGAAUCUGAAAUACGAUUGGGCUGAUGCUGUUGAUUUCGGUUACACUAAUCAAUGUCGUUUCUACACGGCGUGGACGGGACCCUUUUAUCUGCGUGUUUUUCGAUUGAAUCCCAUCCAGAAUGGUCAUCAAUGGAUAGAACGAGAUAAAAAAGGUGCUGAAGUGGCUUUUCUGAUUGAGAAAGACAAGAAAAGUCGCUUGAUGACCGCUUGGCAGUGUGAUAUCGACGAAAAUUUUGCUCGAUGGAAACCAUCAAAAGAUACCUUUUAA